GCAUUCCCUCUUCCUCUUUCCACUCGGAGUCUUUCUGCCGAUUUUCGAGCAUUUCUCUUCUUCCCCUCGGAGUAUUCCGGCGAUUUGCGUGCUAUCCUCUCUCCCGUUCUUCUACUCGCAGUCCUUGAGCCAGCUCUGCGGCCUGGUCCUCUCGUAUGCAGCGUAUGUCCUCUUCGGGCGUUAUCUCUCCCGCCAGCCGACUCAAACAGCUGCUCUUCCGCAAGUCUCACUCUCAUAGUCGCUUUUGUUUUUCCUCCCAAUCAGCAAAUCUCAGUUCUCGCCUUCUCCUCUUUGUAGAGUCGUGCAGCCAUAACAGAACUUCAUCGGUCCUGAUUUCUUCCUUCCGUCGCUUUCCGGUCUCUUCCGCAGUCCGGCGGAUCUCCGCGAGUCGUUCUCCAGAUGCUAUCGCUUAUCUUCCUAUCACUCUGUACGUAGUUCCUCCGUUUCACGUCUUCCACAACGCGAAGCUGCUCAGCAAAGGCCGGUCGCGCCGGCUCUUCCUCCACUCUACGGGUCUCUGCUUAGGUAGUCUUGCUCGACGCGGCGCUCUUGUGCUAGUCCCUCUUCUUUCUCCCCAGCUGCGAUCUUCCGCUAAUCGCUCUUGGUCGACGGGCUGCUGUGCCUGCGCGUCCGUAGCGAACUUUCAUCAAACCCCUGUUUCGACAACUGGGAUGCGAAGAUACAUGUCGUCUCGCACGCAUUCUCUUCGCUACGACUCGGAAUACAUACUAUCGGUAUCCUUGUCGCUAGAUACACAUCCUUUUUAAUUGAACCACUCUCCAUGGGAGAAACUCCUCUGGAAGAUAGACGGCUAUUCCUCAAAUCCCCAGCAAGGGAGGCUCACGUGACCUUCGUGUUUUAUUCCAGUCAUUCUGCGCCAAAUGUUUUCGAAUGAGGGCAAGCUGAGCACCAUGA
Molecule: messenger RNA, 915 nt
Organism: Fimicolochytrium jonesii
Lineage: Eukaryota; Fungi; Chytridiomycota; Chytridiomycetes; Spizellomycetales; Powellomycetaceae
Exons: 1
Coding region: 156-767 (203 amino acids)
Source: RefSeq, a predicted model, not a curated record